Messenger RNA from Metschnikowia bicuspidata var. bicuspidata NRRL YB-4993, 1785 nucleotides. RefSeq names its product Gyp1p (gene GYP1). The transcript is spliced from 2 exons. The record is from RefSeq and is a predicted model, not a curated record. NCBI's taxonomy places the organism in Eukaryota, Fungi, Ascomycota, Pichiomycetes, Serinales, Metschnikowiaceae. Gene Ontology annotation, cellular component: Golgi apparatus. Gene Ontology annotation, molecular function: GTPase activator activity. Gene Ontology annotation, biological process: activation of GTPase activity. The coding region runs from base 1 to 1785 and encodes 594 amino acids.
AUGCCCAAGAAAAAGCACGAGAUGUCCCAGGUCUACGGCACCAACACCAACGAGUUUAUUUUCGGCGAAAAGGGCGGCCGCGGCAAGAACUUGCUGUCGUUCUUGAAGAACUUGUCCCUCACCGGACCCCUGCGCUCCAAGCCAGAAGACGAUUCGCCCGACCGCAUCCGCAAAUUCAACUCCUCCAUCUACGGCUCCAUGGCUUACGGCUACGACUCGCCGGACCGCGGCGGCUCGGCGCUCACGUCGAUCUCCUCGGACCGCCUCUCCACAGAGACGCCGCGUGCCCAUAGACAGGCGCCCCGGCGCACGGUUUCGUCCGGCUCGGCCGCGUCCAUGGAGUCCUCCCGGCCGGCGCUGCGGCGGCCCAAAUACGCGGAUCUAGACGACGACUGGGACGCCGGGUUCAGCGACAUGAGCGCCGCCGACGGCCGCGCAGGCCGCGCGCCGCGCCCGCGCCUCGGCUCCGCGGUGGGCUUGGUCGACCUGCUCCACCCCGACUUGAUGUUUCUGGCGCCCCAACCCACCGGAGCCUCCCCCCAGCGGGACUCCGCAGACUCCCUUGCCGGGGCAGGCAGCGAGCCGGUGGCGUCGCCGGUGGCGUCGCCGGCGGCCAGCCGCGUCCAGGCGAGGCUCGCCAAGUUCACGCGCGUGCUCUGCGAGGACCCGCAGGCAGUCAACAUCCAGGAGCUACGGAGGCUCUCGUGGAACGGGGUCCCGGCGCCUCUCCGUGCGCUCACGUGGCAGUUGCUCUUGGGCUACUUGCCCACCAACAAGACCCGGCAGCUGGCGAUUCUCCAGCGGAAGCGCCAGGAGUAUGUGGAGGGCAUAAGCAAGUACCGCCUGCAGUUCGACGCCCGGACGGGCCUGCCCCAGGUGCCCGACUCCAGCAACAGAGACAACUCGGUCAACAAGGAGAAGCAGCUCUUCCACCAGAUCGACAUCGACGUCAAGCGCACCAACCAGACGUUGGCGUUGUACUCGCACGCGGCCACACAGACCUCGCUCAAGCGGAUCUUGUUCUUGUGGGCCAUCAGGCACCCCGCCAGCGGCUACGUGCAAGGCAUCAACGACAUCUGCACGCCGUUCUACCAGAUCUUCCUCGGCAACUACCUCUGGCAGCUCCAAAGGAAACAUGCCCAUGAGCACGCGGGCGCAGACGACCAGACGCCGCUAUUCAUCCCGGGGCUCCUCGACGACACAGGCUCGGACGUUCAGGAGCAGGAGCUACUCAGCGACCCCCACUUGCCGCUGUUGACGUGGGUCACGUUUGACCCGGCGAGGCUCUCAGCGAGAGUGUCCCACAUCAUAGAGGCCGACAGCUACUGGUGCAUCUCAAGAUUGCUAGACAACAUCACUGACAACUACAUACACGAGCAGCCCGGCAUCAUCAAGCAGGUCAGCGACCUACAGAGCUUGAUCUCGAAGAUCGACUUGCCGCUCGUACAACACUUCGACCAGGAGGGCGUCGAGUUCAUCCAGUUCUCUUUCCGCUGGAUGAACUGUUUGCUCAUGCGUGAGCUCUCGAUCGAUCUUGUGAUCCGGAUGUGGGACACGUACUUGAGCGAGGCGCCUUUGGGGUUCAGUGGUUUCCACAUCUACGUGUGUGCCGCGUUCCUCAUCAAGUUCAGCAGCGAGCUCAAGGAGAAGGACUUCCAGGACAUAUUGCUUUUCCUCCAAAAUCCGCCGACAAGUCUGUGGACGGAGCAGGAUAUCGAAUUGAUGCUCAGCGAGGCGUUCAUAUGGCAAAGCCUCUACAAGAGCGCCGGCGCACGGUUACGGUGA